Molecule: messenger RNA, 1450 nt
Organism: Centropristis striata (black sea bass)
Lineage: Eukaryota; Metazoa; Chordata; Actinopteri; Perciformes; Serranidae
Exons: 5
Coding region: 95-1201 (368 amino acids)
Source: RefSeq, a predicted model, not a curated record
UCUGAAGAAGGAAACGAAAGUAGGUUAUGUGAGCUGCAGCCUGUUCAGACGGAGCACAGACACACACAGACGCUUCGCUGCAGAGACUCUGAAGAUGAGGAGCAAGAAGCUUUAUGUUUCCAUCGUGAUGGUGGUGCUGUCUGCUCUGGUCACCACAAACUCUCAGACAUUACCUGGGGAAACAUGGAGAUGGACCACACCAGGAACAGGAACAGGACUUGAUUUAAACAUGAAGAUGAUCACGGUGUCUGCAAAUAAGGGACCAAUAUCCUUCUAUUCACCAUAUUUUUCUCCAGACGAUGCCUUCCCGUCAUACACCCAACUUCCCGACCCGAUCCGUCCCGACCUGAUCCGUCCCUACAGAACCCCUCCCUACCCGACCCGUCACUACCCGACCCGUCACUACCCGACUCGGCCCUACCCGACCCGUCACUACCCGACCCGUCACUACCCGACUCGGCCCUACCCGACCCGGCCCUACCCGACCCAGCCCUACCCGACCCGUCACUACCCGACCCGUCACUACCCGACCCGGCCCUACUACACCACACCCUGGACCACAGGAUCUCCCACUGCAGGUGUGUCCGUGUGUCUGCGUUACAUGACCGAUGAACAGGCAAACCUUCAGACUCUCUUCCUGCUCAGUAAAUCCAGCAGCAGCCCUCUGAGGGUGGCAGUCAGUAAUUCUGGGUAUUGGCUGACCUUUGGCGUGUACAGGACGAACCGGCUGUACCUGAAACCUUACUUAAAGCUCUGGCCAAACAUUGAAGAGGACAUCUGGACCAGAGUCUGCAUCACUGUGGACUCAGUGAAAAAUGUGGCCCAGGUGUUCAGCGGCUCCAACAUGAGCAUCAGGAAGACGAUGUCUGCUCGGUAUGGCUGGACAGGUCAGCCAGUGAUUGACUUUUUCAGUUUUGACGGUCAAGUGACAGACGUUCAGAUUUGGGAUUAUCCUCUCCGCUACAGAGAGGUCUUACAGUACAUGGACCCCAAUGCCUAUGGGCCAUGCAGCGGCUCUGUCCUCACCUGGUCCUACAUCAGCUACACCUCCAGAGGAAAGGUGCUGGUGGAGGACUCCUAUGAGUGGCAGGAGAAACGGGCAAUCCUGAAAAGCAAGGGGAAAAAAUGGCGUCACCCGAAGGGAGAGAAGAACACCAGGAAGUUUUACAAUAAGGGGGAGAGCAAGAGAAAAGAGUUUUAGUGAAACACACAGGGCCAUGUGUUCGGAAAGCUGUAAAAAGCUAUAAUAACCAACCAAGAAACAAUCAAGAAUGAAAUCAAACUACAGCUAAUUAUUCAUUAAAUAUUAGCUUAUAACCAUGUUACGAAAUUAUUCUAAUUUUAUUAACAUGACUUUUUAGUAUUAUCUUUUUUAUCUUAAAUAUCUGUAUGUGUCCUUCAUUUUGUGAUAUGUCAUCAUAAUCCAAUAAAGAGAUAGCUGAUGCAAUAU